AUGGCGUUAUUCAGCACCCCAAAGUGUCCGUCAUGUAUCCGGCAACUCGCCGGCGGUGCCUUCCAGCAAAUUCGAGGGAUUAAGAAGAUGGUGAAGGUCCCCACGGUCACGGUUAGGCUGCUAAAAGAUGUGCCAAAAUAUGGACCAGCUGGGACAUUGAUUCCUGUUGCAAAGGGAAGAAUGAGGAGCAUAUGGUAUCCUCAGAAAGUAGCAGACUAUGUCCACUACACAGAGCUAAAGAAGAUACCGCGCGGUGAAGCCCCCCAGCGAGACUUCUUCUUUCUCGCCGACACUGUUACAAGCGGUAAAAAGAAACAAAAGGCCACCGUUUCCCUCCUUUCGCCCACGCAAACCAUCGCUAUCCUCGAGGCUUUGCUCCCCCCCUCCCUCCAGUUCUCCAGCGCAACUAUUUCUCCAACAGACCACUCCCUCCACGGAUCGGUGUCUACAGUUGAUAUUGCCAACGCAAUUAAAAUGGUCUCUGCCGCAAACGGAGAGGAGGGAUCGAGGGUCGUUAUCACACCUGAUCAGAUUGAGUUGAUAGGUGUUGAGGGUGACAAGAUCAAAAUGAUUGGAGAAUACCAAAAAAGACUCGUCCUCGUCAAAUUUAGAAUUAUCAUAAUGGGUGCUCUCGAAGUUCUUAAGAGGAAGUCCGGUGUUAUCGUUGGUGAUGACGUCUUGAACCUUUUCAAAUAUGCCAAGGAGCACAAGUUCGCCAUUCCUGCCAUCAACGUCACUUCUUCCUCAACUGUGGUCGCUUCCCUCGAGGCAGCCCGCGAUGCAAAGUCCCCAGUUAUCAUCCAAAUGUCUCAGGGUGGUUCUGCCUACUUCGCUGGAAAGGGCGUCUCCAAUACUAACCAAUUCGCCUCUAUCUCCGGCGCCAUCGCCGCGGCCUACUACAUCCGCUCCAUUGCCCCAGCAUACGGCAUCCCAGUUAUUCUCCACACCGAUCACUGCGCCAAGAAGCUCCUUCCUUGGUUGGACGGAAUGCUCGAUGCUGACGAGAAGUACUUCGUUGAGCAUGGAGAGCCUCUUUUCUCAUCUCACAUGAUCGAUCUGUCUGAGGAGGAGAAGGAAGAGAACAUUGCUAUUACGAAGAAGUACGCAGAGCGUGCUGCUCCUAUGAAGCAGUGGCUUGAGAUGGAAAUUGGCAUCACUGGAGGUGAGGAGGAUGGCGUUGACAACACCGAUGUCGACAACAGCGCCCUAUACACCCAACCCGAGGACAUUUAUGAGGUCUAUAAGGCUCUAUCUUCUGUUUCCCCGUACUUUUCCAUCGCUGCCGCCUUCGGAAAUGUUCAUGGUGUGUACAAGCCCGGCAACGUCAAGCUCCACCCCGAGCUUCUCGGAAAGCACCAGGCCUACACCAAGCAGCAGAUCAGCAGUGCCGAGGAGAAGCCAUUAUUCCUUGUUUUCCACGGAGGCUCUGGUUCCUCCAAGGAGGAGUUCAGACAGGGAAUUGAGAACGGUGUUAUUAAGGUCAACUUGGACACCGACUUGCAGUACGCCUACCUGACUGGUAUCCGUGAUUACGUCCUCAACAAGAAGGAUUACCUGAUGCAGCAAGUCGGAAACCCUGAUGGUGAUGACAAGCCCAACAAGAAAUACUUCGACCCCCGCGUCUGGGUCCGUGAGGGAGAGAAGACCAUGACUGCCCGUGUCAAGGAGGCCUUGACUGACUUCAACACUGCCAACCAGUUGUAA
Molecule: messenger RNA, 1704 nt
Organism: Morchella importuna
Lineage: Eukaryota; Fungi; Ascomycota; Pezizomycetes; Pezizales; Morchellaceae
Exons: 13
Coding region: 1-1704 (567 amino acids)
Biological process (GO): glycolytic process; gluconeogenesis
Cellular component (GO): cytosol
Molecular function (GO): fructose-bisphosphate aldolase activity; zinc ion binding
Source: RefSeq, a predicted model, not a curated record